AUGAUUCUUGACACGGCAGGCAACGAGCAAGGUCCAAGUGUUAUUCGCUGGGUGCCAUUUCAUCUGAGCUCCGUCUUGUCUCAUCUGGCAACGGAACGUAAGUUUUCUUACAGGCACAUUGCGAGUCAUGCGCAAAAGCUUUGCGACACUAUUCGCGAUUCCAAAACAUAUUCUGGAAAUGGUUGGGAGGGCAUCUUUGUUCUCUUCCUUUUGGCCAGGGGCUUGACUGGCACAUCGGAUGAGUACUUUGUACCGUCGAAAUGGUUCUUGGAAAAUCCGAAAGUGCUCUACAAUGCACCGUACGAGUCACGACGUUUGUUUGGUCACUGCGAGAACUGGCAAGAGUUAUUAAAGGGUGUUACACUGGGAGCCGAGCCGCAACUUUCUAUUCUCUUUCCAACCAAUUCCCGAUUCGCAACCUAUGGCGUCUUGGCGGUGUACUCGAAGGAUUGCGAGAACAAGUCUAUUUAUGGUUACCAACUCAAGGAGGGAUCUGCCUCGACCGCAAAAAUUGGUGCCAAUGGUGAAAUUGAAAGAAGCUUCUGGGUUCAAGGCAAAAGCCCAGACAAUGCGGAGUCAAAGAAGCAUUGGAGACAAAGCAUCGAUCGACAAAUUUUAUGGAGAAUCGGGAAAGCACUGGACGCCUGA
Seminavis robusta is the source of this 648-nucleotide messenger RNA. The record is from the annotation of a GenBank genome assembly. NCBI's taxonomy places the organism in Eukaryota, Bacillariophyta, Bacillariophyceae, Naviculales, Naviculaceae.